Molecule: messenger RNA, 1083 nt
Organism: Zychaea mexicana
Lineage: Eukaryota; Fungi; Mucoromycota; Mucoromycetes; Mucorales; Lichtheimiaceae
Product: TATA-box-binding protein
Exons: 4
Coding region: 341-1045 (234 amino acids)
Biological process (GO): DNA-templated transcription initiation
Molecular function (GO): DNA binding; RNA polymerase II general transcription initiation factor activity
Source: RefSeq, a predicted model, not a curated record
GAGUCAAGAGGACCAGCGCGUUCCAAUAAAACUGCGGCUUGCCAAAUUGGGAAGCGGAACGGAGCUUUUAGUUCUCCGCCCCACAACUAAGCCACUGGACAAAAAAGUAUAUAAAGAGGCGAUACCCAAGACGCAUUUUUCCAACCGGACGUAUAUAACCUAAGCCACUUUCUGACUCUUUCUUUCUCUUUUCUCUCACUUUUUAUUUCUGGCUCUCUUCCUCCCCCCCCCAAUUACACAAACACAGAGGACACCCCCCCCCCGAAAUCAUACGGCGCACGCACCACCACUUUUUUUAUUUUUCUUGACCGCAUAUAUACACACGAAACACACAUACAACAUGUCGGGCUUCAAGAUCGCUACUCCUGCCAUGGCCACACCUGCCAUGCAGACGCCUUCAGUGCCCACACCUCACAACCCCACCACGCCAUUUGCCAUCCCAUCUACUCCUGCACCUGUCGAUGCUCCCACGCCUAGUAGAGAUCAGAAUCCUUAUUCUGUGGCGGGCAUCACUCCUACUCUACAAAACAUUGUUGCCACCGUGAACUUGGAUUGUCGGUUGGAUCUGAAGACCAUUGCGCUUCACGCUCGUAAUGCCGAGUACAAUCCAAAGCGUUUUGCGGCUGUGAUUAUGCGUAUUCGCGACCCAAAAACGACGGCAUUGAUCUUUGCUUCUGGCAAGAUGGUUGUGACGGGUGCUAAAUCUGAAGACGACUCCAAGCUCGCUGCACGCAAAUACGCUCGCAUCAUCCAAAAGCUGGGCUUCCCUAGCAAGUUUACGGAUUUCAAGAUCCAAAACAUUGUGGGCUCGUGCGAUGUGCGAUUUCCUAUUCGUCUUGAAGGUUUGGCCUACUCUCACGGACACUUUAGCUCGUAUGAACCUGAGCUGUUCCCUGGUCUGAUCUAUCGCAUGGUGAAGCCCAAGAUCGUGCUGCUGAUUUUCGUGUCUGGCAAGAUUGUGCUCACGGGCGCCAAGGUGCGAGAAGAAAUCUAUCAAGCGUUCCAAGCUAUAUACCCUGUACUUCUUGAGUUCCGCAAGCCUUGAAACGGAUUCUACACUGAACACACACACACACACACACA